UCUUCCCCGGAGGGCGGCGGGGGCCAUGGCGGCCGCGGCCCUGGCGUGCGGGGCCCGCCUCGGCCCUGCCCUCGAGCGGCCGCCCGGACGUCCCGCUCCGUCCCGUGCGCACCCGGAGUCACUGACCUUCGAGGAUGUAGCUGUUUACUUCUCUGAGAACGAAUGGACCAGCCUGGCCCCUGCCCAGAGGGCUCUGUACAGGGAUGUGAUGCUGGAAAAUUAUGGGGCUGUGGCUUCCCUGGCAGCAUUUCCAUUUCCUAAACCGGCUUUGAUUUCCCAGCUGGAACAAGGAGAAAUACCCUGGUGCUUGGCUCCUCAAGGAGCUCUGGAUGGAAAGGGCCCGAGGGGCAUCUCCUCAGGAUGUCCAUUUCUAAAGCCUGCUGGGAUCUCCCAGCUUGAGCAGGUGGAAGAGCCACUGAACCUGAAACUGCAAGGAGAGGGUCCAAGUCUAAUUUGUACUGAGGAUGUGUCGAAGAGUGAAAAAGAGGAUUUUAUUCCGAAGCAGGAAUUUUUUCAGGAGGCAUAUGACCGUAUGGUGCUAUCACAUAGAUCCCAGUGGUAUGACUGCCAGGAAUUCUGGUUUGGAAAAACCUAUGAAGAUGAGAAAAGCAGGUUAGGGAGAUGGGCCAAUGGGGAAAGCAUGGAGAGUGCUACAGAUGAUAUUAUAGAAGUGAUUGUCACAGAUGAGAUGAUCUCAGUAGAAGAGAGUUCAGACAGUACUGACCUCAAUACCCACUUUACUAUACAUCAUAAAAUUCUAAGUGGGCAGCUAUUCUGUAUAUGUGAAGAUUGUGGCAAGUGUUUUUAUCAAAAUGAAGACUUUGAUCAACACCAGAGAACUCAUAAUAAAGAAAAAGUCUAUGGAUGUAAGGAAUGUGGGAAGGCUUUCCGUUUUAGAUCACAUUGCAUUGCACAUCAGAGAAUUCACACAAGGGUAAAACCCUAUGAAUGUCAAGAAUGUGCUAAAGCCUUUGUUUGGAAGUCAAACCUAAUUAGGCACAAGAGAGUACAUACUGGAGAGAAACCCUUUGAAUGUAAGGAAUGUGGGAAGGGCUUUAGUCAGAAUACAAGCCUUAUACAACAUCAGCGUAUCCACACUGGGGAGAAACCAUAUACAUGUAAAGAAUGUGGAAAAAGCUUUACUCGGAACCCUGCGCUUCUUCGACAUCAGAGAAUCCACACUGGGGAGAAGCCUUAUGAAUGUAAGGUCUGUGGGAAAGGCUUCAUGUGGAACUCAGACCUUGCUCAGCAUCACAGGGUCCACACUGGGGAGAAGCCUCAUGAAUGUACUGAAUGUGGGAAAAGCUUCAUUUGCAAGGCACACCUUAUCCGACAUCAGAGAAUUCAUACUGGAGAAAGACCCUAUAAAUGUAAUGAGUGUGGGAAGGCCUUCAGUCAGAAUUCUGUCUUAAUUAAGCACCGGAACCGCCAUGAUAGAGAGAAACCCUCUAACUGUCAGACCUCUCAUCUUCUUGAACAUUAGAGAGUGCAUAAUGGUGAUACUUGUUUAUAAUUCUCAUGCUACAGGAACCCCAGAGAGAAAAUGAGGUGACCUUCCGCAAUUUUACUCUUAUCCUAAUAGCCAGUAAUAUCUUGCCCUUUCUCCUGAACGGAUACCCAGUACCUAACAAGACCGGUCCCCCUGUUCAACCAUGUUUAUACCAGCCUCUAUUUAGUUGAGCACCUACUAUGUGUCAGGUGCUUUACAUACAUUAUUUAAUUUUCUUAAUUCAAUUAAGGUAAGUACUCAUCUCCAUUUUACAAAUGAGGAAUCAGGUUAAAAGAGGUGGUUAAAAAACUCAUUCAAAAUUACACAGCUAAUAAGUGAUGGAGUUGAAAUUGGAACCAGGCUAUCUGACUCCAGAGUCCGCUGUUCUUUAUUUAAUUAUGCACAUUCCUGCCUCUACCCAUUUUUAUUUGCUCAGGUUUCCCUGGUUACCCAACUCCUUCAACUAAACAGACUUAUUUUUCUAUCCUUUUUGUAAUCAGUACCACCCAAGUUGGUAUUUAAUUAUGUGCUGUCUUAUAUUUUUCUGUUAGUCUCAUAUGUGUUAAUCUUGACUUCAGCUAAGUUUCCCUUUGAGAGCCAACACUGCAUUUUUUUUUCUUAUAUUUUAAAACUUAUUUAUUUUUUACUAGAUAUAACAUGGAUAUGAUAAACAAAAAAUUGAAAUAGUUCAAAAGAUGUUCAAGGAAAAGUAAGUUUCCUUUUCACUCUUCCCCAAUUACUGUUACUAGUUGUGUAAUCUUCUGGAGAUAUUCCCUAUAAAUACACAAGUAUUUAUUAAUAUUGCUUUUCAUAAGUCUGCCUCACCCAAAUCCUUAUUUUAUGUAGGUGACACUGAAAUUAAUAUUGCCAACUCCAGGAUCUUGUUGUCCUCAGAAGUUGUGGUCCUCCUUGGGGUCACCAAGGUAACUUAGGAAAAGCAGUAGAAGGUAGUCUGAGUUGUGCAGUCUUGGGAGACCUGAUUGCCCUUGUGUUAUCAGCCUGCACUCGGAGUAGAAAAUAUGAUGUAAACCAAGUUUGAGAUUUUUGUCAUAAAAAUCUGUAUAGCUACAACCCCUUUCCUCAUUGCAACGUUAUCCUAAAUCCUUUCCAGUCUGUCCCCCUCCCAUUGCCAUAAUAACCCACACCCCAAAAUAAGCUAUGGGUUGGUCACCAAGGGAGGGAGAAACAGCCAGUUUCUGAUGAUGGUUAAUGCUCUGUUAGAUAGUUUCAGCCAGUCAGCAGUUGAAAAGAUCCCAUCUGAUCUAGUAUCUUGGUGCCAGAGACACAAAUGCCCUUCCCAGGUCCAGGAUCAAAGAUACAUGCUAGGAACACAUAGAUUUUACACAAGUAAGGGGAAAAUGAAGAAUUGCAAAAUUAACUAUACUUGAAAUCAGAAGGAGUCUACGUAACAAUAUCUUUUUAAAGGGGAUGCAAGCUGUUAUUAGUAGCAGUUAAAUGCAGGGUAUUAGAGAGUAAUACUGACCAUCUUGACACUAUCUCAAGAGAACCAAAGACCCUAUUCAGGGGAGAAGAAUGCUGACUAAAUCAGACAGGUUUGAAAUGUCCAUUUCAGAUUCUUGACCUUUAGAGUCAUUCUUCAGACAAUGUGCUGCUAUUUAGGCAUUUCAUUUUGUAAACUGCCUGCAAGUUAGUUUACUUUUUGAUUAAGGAGCAAUGACAAGAAGCCAGAGGCCUGCUUGGACCCACCUUCUGCUUCCUGAAAAUCACAAACACUAACUCCAGAGACUCUGAUUGCUGAAGCCUAAAUCUAUGUGGUAAGGAGAACUUGCCCUAGUUCAGCAUAGCCAGGACAACCUCUAAUAAGCAGUAUAAAUUUUGUAUCGCAGAACCAAGGAAAUGGAAAUGAAUGAUGUGAACAGGUGUUUGAAGGAAGUUGUUUAUUAAACAUUAUUGAGCACCUACCUGUGUGCAAAGCCUUGUGCCAGGCACUGGGUAGACAGUAAAUCAGACUUACUCCCUGCCCUCCUGGAACAUCUAGUCUAGUGGGAGAGACCAACCCUCUUCCCACAAAAAAAUCAAGUAAAAUAAUUUUAAAAACUAUAUUAAAUUGCAAAGUACUAUAAAGGGAAUGAACAGAGUGCUGAGAGAAUGGUAUGGAGGGGACCUACUUUAUAUAGGUAGUCAGGGAAUGCUUAUGCUAGGAAGGAAGUAACAUUAAAGCUAAGAAUCGACGGGUGAGAAAGAACCAGUUGUAUCAAGAGCAAGAGAAGAACAGCAGGCAAAGGGAACAGCUAUGCAGACUCCCUGAUGUGAGAAGAGCUUGCAUGUUCAGGGUACCAAAAAGAAUGUGUAGCACAAGUUGGGUUUGGAGAGAUAGGUGGGCCAGAUCAUUCAACAAUCUUACUUGAGAAGAGAAGCCAUCGAAAGGUAUUCAGUGGAGGAGUGACAUGUUUGAUUUAUAGUUUAAGAAGACCACUCUGACUACUAAGUAGAAAAUGGUUUGUAAAGGGACAAGACUGAAAGAGAUAAUGUUGGAGGCUGUAGUAGCAGUCCAGGUGUGAAAGGAUGGUGACCUGGAGAGGGUAGUAUUAAUGAAGAUGGAGAGAAGUAGAUAGAUUUAAGAGAUAUUUUGGAAAUAGAAUCAUUAGACCUGCUAAUGAUUGGAUACAAGGGGUAAUGGGUAGGGAGGAAUCAAGGAUGACUUUCUGAUUUCUGGCUUUAGCAGCUGAGUGGGUAGUGGUGCCAUUUACUGGAAUGGGUAAGACUGGAAAAGGAAUAGGUUUGGGGAGGAAGAAAUCUAGAACUCUGUUUUGGAUUAACGUAUUUGAAAUUUGUAUAAGAUGUGCAGGUGAAACUUUCAAGUAGUAUACAGGGCUGGAGCUGUACAUUUGGGAGUCAUCAAAUAAGCAGAAGAGGUGUAAAGACAUGGGAAGGAAUGAAAGAAAUCUCUAGAGCUAUGUUAUUCAGUACAACAGCCACCAGCCACAUGUGGCUAUUUAAAUUAAAAUUAAAUAAAAUUUUAGUUCCUCAGUCACAUUGGCCACAUUUCAAGUGCUCAGUAAUCAUAUAUGGCAGUUGGCCACCAUAUUGGAUAGCGUAGAUAUUGUAUGUUUUCAUCAUUGCAGAAAGUACUGUUGGACAUUGCUGCCCUAGAGAGAGUAUAGCAAGAUAAGAGAGCCCAGGAUGGAGUCCUAUGAAAUACCAAUUUGGUAUUUAGGGAGUUGGACUUAGGGGGAGGAGCCAGCAAGAGAUGCUGAGAAAGAGCAGCCAGUGAGGGGUUGGCAACAUUACCAGUGUACACAUUAUGCAGGAAGCAGUUGAAAUAUAGGGUUGAAGGUUAGACCAUGGCUGAAAGGUGGUGAUCAUUAAAACCCUAAAUACUCACAAGCUCCCAGAGUGGCAAUGAUGUAUAUGCUGGAAGAGGUCAGUAUCUUAAAAUGGGAAAGAAGCAGAGAGAGAAUACGAGUAUGAGCGAACAUGAAACAGAAGGGACAGUUUGGACUUCUAGAGGCGCAUUAUUGAAGUUGAUCAACCCCAGAAACUCCCUCAAAGAUGGAAAUGUGUGUGGGUAGGGAAGAUUUUUAAGAUUAUCACAAUGAGAGAAUUAUCAAAAUAUGGCAACAGAUAGGUAUUCUAGAAGGUUUAGGAAAUAGAAUGUGGAAAUGGAUCCCCUACCAAGAGAAUUUCUAACUUGUCGUUUUCUUACCAGAGGCCCAGAGAUAGGCAUUUGGAAGCCCUGAGCCCACAUCGCAGACUCUGUAGUGUCACAUAAGGCAGUCCCUGGGUUACAAACUAACUUACAGACAACUCGUACUUAAGAACAGACUGCCAUAAGUCCUAUUAUGUUAAAAAUCGGAGUUAAAUACAGUGGUUCAUAAUGAACGCACACACUAUUUGUGACACUCAUGAAAAUGUGUGGUUUGGAAAUGUUAAGUGUUUUAUAUACAUAGAAAGGUAAAAUACAUACUACAUACUAAGACAUUUUACUUACUGACGCUAAGUAAGAACCAUAUGUACCUGUUCUAACUUACCUACAAAUUCGACUUAAAGACAGAUUAGGAAUGGAUCCGACUUGUAACCCGGGGACUGCCUGUAUUCACGAAAGUAGGAGCAGCUGUAAAGAGAAGUGACUGCUUGGCCUGCCACAGAAACUCCUCAGUCUCAAUUCAGAGAUCCAUCAGGCUCUCUCAUUUAGUGUUCAAGUCAAUGUCGCUCGGAAAAAAAAAAAAAAAAAAGAUCAAAAGAAA
Messenger RNA from Trichechus manatus latirostris (Florida manatee), 5697 nucleotides. RefSeq names its product zinc finger protein 662 (gene ZNF662). The coding region runs from base 26 to 1483 and encodes 485 amino acids. The transcript has 5 exons. Gene Ontology annotation, biological process: regulation of DNA-templated transcription. The record is from RefSeq and is a predicted model, not a curated record. NCBI's taxonomy places the organism in Eukaryota, Metazoa, Chordata, Mammalia, Sirenia, Trichechidae.